AUGGUUCUUGCUCAAAAGGAGAUUGAUUUUCUCGGAAUGCAUUUUGUCCAAGGUGCAUAUAGUCCAGGACCACAUAUAUGCCAAGAACUACUCAAAUUUCCAGAUACCAGCCUCACAACAAAGCAGAUCCAACAGUUCUUGCGUGUAGUAAAUUAUGUAAGAGAUUUAAUCCCAAAUGUCUCUAUAUACAUUUCUCCACUCACAGAGAUGCUGAAGAAAAAUGCUCCAUCGUGGGGAAAGAAACAAGAUGAAGCAACCAGAGAAAUAAAGGAGAUAUCUAAAAAUGUCAAGUCCCUCUACAUCCCUUCAGAAGGCAAGAAGAUACUGCAAAUUGAUGCCAGCAAUGAAUAUUGGAAUGCCGUUCUAUUUGAAGAAAAAGAUGGCCAGAGGAAAAUAUAA
Messenger RNA from Nicotiana attenuata, 399 nucleotides. RefSeq lists its product as uncharacterized. The transcript has a single exon. The coding region runs from base 1 to 399 and encodes 132 amino acids. NCBI's taxonomy places the organism in Eukaryota, Viridiplantae, Streptophyta, Magnoliopsida, Solanales, Solanaceae. The record is from RefSeq and is a predicted model, not a curated record.